GAGGAUCCGGUCGACAGUCGAUGAGCGCGAGCAGAAGCAGCUCCUCAUGGACCUGGACGUGGUGAUGAGGAGCAGCGACUGCCCCUACAUCGUGCAGUUCUACGGCGCCCUUUUCAGGGAGGGCGACUGCUGGAUCUGUAUGGAACUCAUGGCUACCUCAUUAGACAAGUUCUACAAGUUUGUGUACUGUUCUUUAGACGAUAUCAUCCCAGAGGAGAUCCUGGGGAAGAUCACGUUAGCAACUGUGAAAGCACUGAACCACUUAAAAGAAAGUCUGAAGAUUAUUCACAGAGAUAUAAAACCGUCAAACAUCCUUUUGGACCGUAAAGGGAAUAUAAAGCUAUGUGACUUUGGCAUCAGUGGACAGCUCGUGGAUUCUAUCGCCAAAACCAGAGACGCAGGGUGUAGACCCUACAUGGCACCAGAGCGGAUAGACCCAAGUGCUUCCAGACACGGCUACGACGUGCGCUCUGACGUUUGGAGUCUUGGGAUCACACUGUACGAGCUGGCCACUGGGCGCUUCCCGUACCCCAAAUGGAACAGUGUGUUUGAUCAGCUGACUCAGGUCGUCAGGGGUGACCCUCCGCAGCUCAGCAACUCCGAUGAGAGGCGAUUCUCCCCCAAGUUCAUCUCCUUUGUAAAUGUGUGUCUCACGAAGGAUGAGUCCAAACGGCCAAAGUACAAGGAGCUCCUGCGGGACCCGUUCAUUCAGAUGUACGAGGAGCGCAGUGUUGACGUGGCCGGGUACUUCUGUAGGAUCCUGGACCAGAUGCCCUCUUCCCCCUCUUCCCCCGUUUACAUGGACUGAAGUCUGCCCUGUCACUGCCUGUGCCCUGUGUAACAUAACCCAUCUCCUCCACUGCAAAGAUAAACAGGUUUAAAAUCAGAACAUCAAACUGAGAAGAUCUGACACAUGUCGGUUUAUUUGUAUUUCAAAAUGUUUGGACAUGUUUUAAAGCUGCACUGUGUAACUUUCCUGAAGGGUUCCGCACAUGUCUCCAUGGAGAUCUUGGGCUUUGCCUGUAAUCUUCUGCCAUUUUGGUAGCAAAGGUUUCAAAGUGAUUUCAAAUGAGGGAUUUGAGCAACACGUUCCUACCGUAUGGCAUUAUAGUAUUGUUGCCUCUCCACAGAUCUGACCUGUAACUUCACCUCCAUGGAGACAAGUAGAUGUAGGCAGAGACAGAAGACCCUUCCCCCAGAAAAGUUACAUAGUGCGCCUUAAAGAUAAUUUUACUUCAAAAACUGUAAAUCAACAUGACUAAACUAACUCCCUGGAUUUAGGUAAAAUAAGCUGAACAAACCAGAAAAAGAACAUUUCAGAACUGCUCAAAACUAUUUGGUAUUCAUGUCUGUGCAGAUUUGUAACAUUAGAGUUUUAGACUCAAGAAGAGACGGUCAAAAAGAGGAGAACGUAUCCUGAAGGUAAAAGAGAUUUUUUUCCACAGAAUGUCCUCCAUAAUUAAGGUAAAAGAGGUGGAGAAAGGCCUCCACAUUUAGGUAAAAGAGAUGGUCUCGACCAGAGAGAGGCCUCCACAUUUCUGGGUUGGGAUCAGGACUGAGUGAACAAAUAAUGCAUGAAAUUAUAAGAGUAAUAAUCAUGUAAUCUACACCCUCCAGAUUUUCUGAAUCCCCUUUUUGACUGUCUAAACCACAUUCACUGAACAGCUUCUGACCACGCCCGCAGACAGUUAUUAUAAAAAGUGUAUUUAUUGAACCAAAUCCUGAUGAAUAUUUGAUCUUGAGGUGUUAAAUGCCUGAUGCUCGUAUAUGUGAAUGAAACGUUUCUGUCUGAGCUCUGUAUCUCCGCUCAAUAAAGAGGGACACAAAAC
This is a messenger RNA of Periophthalmus magnuspinnatus, 1829 nucleotides long. RefSeq names its product dual specificity mitogen-activated protein kinase kinase 4. NCBI's taxonomy places the organism in Eukaryota, Metazoa, Chordata, Actinopteri, Gobiiformes, Gobiidae. The record is from RefSeq and is a predicted model, not a curated record. Gene Ontology annotation, molecular function: JUN kinase kinase activity; ATP binding. Gene Ontology annotation, biological process: MAPK cascade; protein phosphorylation. The coding region runs from base 47 to 808 and encodes 253 amino acids. The transcript has 8 exons.